CUCUAACCUAAAACUUCUUUUGUUAUUGUCGAAAAAUUAUUCUUUAUUUCUUUCCUAUCAAGUUUAAAAUUUGGCGUUUCAAGUAGGAGAUGAGUAAAAUCGUAAAUUCUAAGGCUAGAUCCAUUCGUAUGUGGAUUCAUGGAAAAUGUUUCAGUGUCAACAAAUUUAAUCCUAGUACUUUUUUAAAAAUGCCAGAUGAUGAAAUCGAAGAGAACAUUUCUCUAGAAAACUAUCAUGAAAUAACUGAAGAUAGUGGAAAAUUUAUAACAACCUUCCGUCUUCCAAAAUCAUAUUACGCGAAAAUACACAAUAUGCCUGACUUUUGCAUAAAGGAGUUAUCAGACAAAACGGGAAUCGAAAUUAUUUUACCAGAAAUUGGUCAAGAUGGCGAAGUUGCAAUUCAUUCAGAUUCGAAAAUGAAAUUACUUAAAGCAGUGGAUCAAAUCCAUUCGGUGGCGGCUGAGAUCAGGCGAAGAUAUGCAGCGUUGCAAUUUGUCUGCAUACCUUGUUUAAGUCAAAGUGUACAAGAAAGUUUUGAAAAACUUAAGAAGGAUGUAUUAGAUUUGGGAAUUCCUGGUGUGCAUGAGUCGAUAUUUCAGUGUCCAAAAAAAUUACAUUUAACAAUAAAUGUAUGCGUUUUAUUGGACGAGACAGAGAAAAACGAAGCGGUGAAUGCCCUUAAUUCAUACAAGACAGAAGUUCUGGAUCAACUUCUUGGAAAAGUAGGGCCGCUAAAAUUAGAUAUUGCUGGAUUAGACUGUAUGAAUGGCAACGUUAAAAAAGUUAAUGUAUUGUACGCCAAAGCUAAAAUUGCGAAUGAAUCUGGCGAAUUUAGCUUGCAGAGUAUUGUUAAUGGGUUGUCGAAUCAUCUGUAUCAUAGAGGUUUGAAUAAAGAAUACCAAGAAAAUGUCAAAUUGCACAUGACAAUUAUGAACACAAAGUAUAGAAAAGUGUCUGGUAGCCCCAAAAGAAAGUGUCGUCGAUUAAGUUUUGAUGCCACGAAAAUCAUAGAGAAGUACAAGGACUAUACUUUUGGACAGUGUAAUUUUGACAGUAUUCACUUGUCACACAUAACUUCCAAGGGUGAUGAUGGAUUUUACAAACCUGUAAAAAUAAUCAAGUUAGGUUUUUAAUCAAAAUUUUAGUUUGCCUACUACUUGUACCUGAAUUUUCAAGAAGUCAGAAAAUUAGAAAUUAAUUGAAUUACCUACAUUAUUGCAGUAUGCAUUUUAUGUGAUACAUUGUAUACAUAUCUUUAUAAUUUGUUAAUGACGCUUCUAUAGUUUUUAUUGUACAGG
This is a messenger RNA of Cylas formicarius (sweet potato weevil), 1298 nucleotides long. RefSeq names its product activating signal cointegrator 1 complex subunit 1-like. The coding region runs from base 90 to 1133 and encodes 347 amino acids. Gene Ontology annotation, biological process: regulation of DNA-templated transcription; DNA alkylation repair. The record is from RefSeq and is a predicted model, not a curated record. The transcript has 6 exons. Gene Ontology annotation, cellular component: nucleus. NCBI's taxonomy places the organism in Eukaryota, Metazoa, Arthropoda, Insecta, Coleoptera, Brentidae.